Nematolebias whitei (Rio pearlfish) is the source of this 741-nucleotide messenger RNA. Its product is annotated as transmembrane protein 138-like. The coding region runs from base 1 to 690 and encodes 229 amino acids. The record is from RefSeq and is a predicted model, not a curated record. NCBI's taxonomy places the organism in Eukaryota, Metazoa, Chordata, Actinopteri, Cyprinodontiformes, Rivulidae. Gene Ontology annotation, cellular component: cilium. The transcript is spliced from 5 exons.
AUGGCUGAGGGUCUGGACACCCCUGAGUACAUCCUUCCUUCCUCCUGUAAGGUGGAUGUCAUGACUUGGUCUAUUGAGAAGGACAUUCUGGAGACCCAAUGGACCAAACCAGACCCUAGUACUGGCCCCCCUGCGAAAAUGUUUGUUCCUACUACCAUGUGGAACCACAAUGCACCGGGGCACCCGGCCUUCGGGCGGGAGAAGCUCCACACCAGCAACUACUCCCUUGUGAUACUGAUUCAGCUCAGCCUGCUCACCUUUGACCUGUUUGUCAACUCCUUUAGCGAGCUGCUGAGGACUGAACCGGCUGUGCAGUUGGUACUUUUCAUCAUCCAGGACAUUUGCAUCUUGUUCAACCUGAUCAUCGUCCUGCUGAUGCUGUUCAACACCUACGUGUUUCAGGUUGGCCUGGUGGCCAUUUUGCUGGAGCGGUUUAGAGCCCUGCUGAUGCUUUCUGCUCUCUACCUGACCUUCAGUAUCAUCCUCCACUGCUGGCUUGUGAAUCUGCGCUGGUUAAACGCCAACAGAUUUGUUUGGACGGACGGCCUUCAAGUGCUGUUCAUGUUCCAAAGAUCAGCUUCUGUUUUGUACUACUACUUCUACAAGAGGACCUCAGAGUAUCUGGGUGACCCUCGUCUCUAUGAGGAUUCACCGUGGCUGCGAGAAGUUUUUGCUCUGGUCAGACAGUGAUCUCGCUGCGCCUGAGUACAAAAUACCACAAAGCCAGAAUAAAAAACUAAC